This is a messenger RNA of Odontomachus brunneus, 1027 nucleotides long. Its product is annotated as tetratricopeptide repeat protein 12-like. The coding region runs from base 166 to 945 and encodes 259 amino acids. Gene Ontology annotation, molecular function: protein binding. The transcript is spliced from 4 exons. The record is from RefSeq and is a predicted model, not a curated record. NCBI's taxonomy places the organism in Eukaryota, Metazoa, Arthropoda, Insecta, Hymenoptera, Formicidae.
UUAGUACACACAUAUGUGUAUACAUAAUGUGAAUAUAUAACAUAGUAACCCUUAGCAACCCAACUGUUGUGUUCCUAUGGAAGCAAAUUGUUUGAUAUUCUUCUCUGUACAGAGUGUAUACAAAAAAGUUUUUACCAUUGUUUCUAUGGUUAUUUUCCAUACAAAAUGAAUAUGAAAAUGAAUAAAAUAAGCUGUGAUAAAGUAGAAUGUGUGAAUGGCAUUAUUGACAACUUAAAUCCUGAUAAGAAUGUAACAGAAGAGGAAUUUCAGAAUUUCAUGCAUCGUGUCACCGAAGUAGAGAGCAUUGUGAAGAAAUUAGCAUCUCACAACCCGGAGGAGCAAGAAUGUGGAAGGAUAUUAGCUGACAGGAUCUUACAGAAUAACACUCAAAGAGAAAUCUACGAAGAUGUAGAGAUCAAGGUUAAAGCCAAUCGAUCGGUGAUCAAUAAGUACUCCAUGGAGGAAGAUAACUCUAAUGAUCCAAGCAAGAUAUCACAAGAAAUCUUCAUGAAGAAUGUGGAGGACGACGCUAAAAAGCGGGCUGAAGAUCGCAAAGCCAGGAACGAGCGAGCAGAGACCUUGAAGAGAAUCGCGAACGGUGCAUUCAAGAUGGGCGAUUACGAGAAAGCUAUAACUUAUUACAGCAAAGCGUUGGAACAGCGCAAGGACUCUUCUGUGUUAUGGAAUAACCGAGCCUUAUCGUACAUGUACCUCGGCUUGUUCGAGAAGGCGCUGCACGAUUGCGAAUGGGCUUUAAAAGUGAACGACUCGAAUCUAAAGGCUCUCCUGAACAGUGCCAAGUGUCAUAUGCAUCUUGGGAACAAGGAGAAAAGUCGAGAAUAUAUACGUACUGCCAAGGAGAGGAAUCCUCACUUCAAUAAGUUCAUCGAAGAAUUCGAGGAAAAUCUAGCAAGAUCUCUUUUAACAAGUUCAACAUUCGUGUAAAUAAUGAUAACGAAGCACGGCAGAUUCUCUUUCUGGGAGAAGUAAAAUCUAUUAUUACGUUAACGUAUAAAAUGAUACAAUU